AUGAGAAUCAUUCGAGCUGCUGUUGCACCCACUAUAAGACCAUCCCUCUACAAAGUCACUUGGAAGAUCUAUGCUCUUGUCGGAGUUCUUUCAGUAUUUGUGGGAAACUAUUCAUUUUCUCCUUAUAUCGCACCCUACUUUGGCCAUGAAGCACCAACUAGUCACAACACUAUUUUGAAAAUGCAACAAUACCUUAUGGGCGAUGUGGAUUCUACUUUAUCAGCAAGUACACCCAACAAGGAACAGAAAUCAGAACCAACACAGAAUUCAACUUGA
Molecule: messenger RNA, 276 nt
Organism: Batrachochytrium dendrobatidis JAM81
Lineage: Eukaryota; Fungi; Chytridiomycota; Chytridiomycetes; Rhizophydiales
Exons: 1
Coding region: 1-276 (91 amino acids)
Source: RefSeq, a predicted model, not a curated record